Seminavis robusta is the source of this 1133-nucleotide messenger RNA. Lineage: Eukaryota; Bacillariophyta; Bacillariophyceae; Naviculales; Naviculaceae. The record is from the annotation of a GenBank genome assembly.
UGCAAAAUGCCACGAACGGAAUUUUUCGCUGGCACCGAAACUCGAACGCACAAAACGCCCAUGAGACCAGAUCACACAAAAACACACCACACCGGCAACCAACAAGAGGCACUACAAAGACAACAGCAACAAUCAUAUCACCCUCAACUCAAUCAAGUCGACCAUGACGAAGGAACUCGAGUCAUCAUCUUCAAGCCUGCUUCCUCGUCUUACCUUUCUGUCCGCCAAUGUGCUUUGGUUAGCGACUACCAUCGGUGGACUGCUCACUGUGUUACAUCACCAGCAGACCAAUGAUAUUAGCAAUCUACGGUGGGAUAUUGUGAUCUCUUUGCUGUUUUUCAACAACCUCAAUCUGUUGAUUGCCAUGAUUGAGAUCUCAUUGGGAAUCCACAUUUCUCUCAUCAAGAGCGAUUACAAAAAAUUGAAGGCCCGAAACCAGGAAGCAUUGGCUGCAGUAGAAUUGAUGAACAUGGAAAUUCCCUGGAACCGACUGUUCGAUGGCAAACUGUGGUCUCGUAUGUGGUCCACUUAUGCUCUCUACGAUCCCAGCUACCAAAAUGACGAAAGCUAUGGGUUUUUCAUCGAUGUUGGCAAUGGCUGGUCCACCAUCCCUCCCUGUCUCUUGAUGAAUGCGGCCAUUGUCCUGCCACAGCAUUUCUCCCCUUUGUUUGUUGGGUGUGUCUGUUUGGCCAGCUACUGGCAAAUGAUGUAUGGGACAAUCGUUUAUUUUCUGUCCUAUAUUUGGAAUGAAAGGUAUAAGGGAAAGCCCUUGGUAAUUUCUCUGGGAAUUGUUGGCAUUGCCAAUGGCAUUUGGAUGGUCUUCCCUUCGAUUGGGAUCUAUGCCUGUGUGUCCAUCCUGGACAAGAAGGAUUUUUCUGUUUUUGGGUAUUGAUUAUGUAUACAUCAACCCACUUGCACGUACGUACCCGUAGGGAGUAAACUAAAACUGAACAUAUUUGAAAUUGUAAAGCUCGAACUAUGGGUUUCCAAAAAAUGGCAAACCAGAGUUGUGAAUAAAAGAAUUAUUCCAGAAAGGCUGAAAUGAGUCCAUUUCCGGCAAGCUACCAAUCACUGCAUUCAUCUUUAGGUCGCAAUUAAUUUCAAUUAAAUAACGAGGUUGCUUGGUAGACUAC